Molecule: messenger RNA, 2488 nt
Organism: Dipodomys ordii (Ord's kangaroo rat)
Lineage: Eukaryota; Metazoa; Chordata; Mammalia; Rodentia; Heteromyidae
Gene: Sgpp1
Product: sphingosine-1-phosphate phosphatase 1
Exons: 3
Coding region: 1-660 (219 amino acids)
Biological process (GO): phospholipid dephosphorylation; sphingosine metabolic process
Cellular component (GO): endoplasmic reticulum membrane
Molecular function (GO): sphingosine-1-phosphate phosphatase activity
Source: RefSeq, a predicted model, not a curated record
AUGCACCUAGGACAUGAAUAUCCUCUCAUGUAUGGGCUGAUUCUCAUCCCCUGCUGGUGUUCUCUAGUCUGCAUAAGCAGAAUUUACAUGGGUAUGCACUCCAUUCUGGACAUUAUCGCUGGAUUCCUAUAUACCAUUUUAAUUUUAGCUGUCUUCUAUCCAUUUGUGGACCUGAUUGAUAACUUCAACCAAACUCACAAAUAUGCUCCAUUAAUCAUCAUCGGGCUUCAUUUAGCUUUGGGGAUCUUCUCUUUCACUCUUGACACCUGGAGCACAUCCCGAGGAGACACAGCUGAGAUUCUUGGAAGUGGCGCUGGAAUUGCCUGUGGUUCUCAUGUCAGUCAUAGCAUGGGUCUAAUGUUAGACCCUCCUCUAGACAUUCUACCUUUAGCUAGGCCCCCCAUUACGGUAAUGCUGUUGGGAAAAGCCAUACUGCGGGUCCUCAUAGGAAUGGUAUUCGUACUAGUAGUCAGAGAUAUCAUGAAAAAGACUACCAUUCCUCUGGCCUGUAAAGUCUUCAAUAUACCAUGUGACGAUAUUCGAAAAGCAAGACAGCACAUGGAAGUUGAACUUCCCUAUCGGUAUAUAACCUAUGGAAUGGUGGGUUUCUCCAUCACAUUUUUUAUUCCUUACAUUUUUUUCUUUAUUGGGAUCUCUUGAUGGGGAAAUACUUUGUAUGCUAUGGAAGGAGGCUAUCAAUUACUGAUAUCUAAAAAUACACUUUAGGUCAAAGCCAAACCGGAGUAAGCCUUUUAGAAGAAUUUAACUUAAAGAGUUAUUUAAGUAAAUUCUUAAGAGUCAGUGCAUUUUAUUACUGCACAUCCCGAUAGUGUUUUAGGCGAGCUGAGCUAUUGCAAUACUGAGAAAAUGAUAAUCCAUUUAAAAUGUUCCUGUGUUUGGAGAGUUUUGCAUUGUUAGGAGUUCAAGUUAUAUAUAAUAUAUAUUAAGGUACAUAAUAUGCAAUUAUAUCUCUAAUAUAUGUUAUAUAUGAAAUAAUAUACCUGUUUUAUUUGUAACUGUGGGGAUGUAUUAUAAAAUCAGUAAAAAUAUGCAGCUGUGCCUGUGUGUUUGGAAUGAAUACAGGCAUGUUGUUCUUCACAUUAUUUCCUGUGGGAGCCAGUUCCUAAUUGAGUUGCAGAGUUCGUUUACCAUCAUGUACUGAUCUCUUGCCUCCUUUUACACUGCCAUCACCUUUCACGGUACCCAUGGAAUUUAAACAUGGGGAAUAUUUUUAAUGGACCAAAAUUUCAGGAAGAUUAGGUGUUGGAUUCCUUAUUUUUUUAAGUUACACUGUGUUGAAUGUACUUUUGUUGCAAGUGUUUUGGGUAUCAGUUUAAUGAUUCAGGUACUGAAUUUUAUUGCUUGCUAAUUGUGCCUUUUGUUGCUGAGUUAAGAAAUGUAUACUGUGAUGUAAUAGUAAGAGUCUAUCUUAAGUUACAUAUAAUCAGGCAAAUAUUUAAAAUAUAUAGAUACAUAAAUAUCAAACUAAUGGGGAUAGAAGUAAACAACCCUUAUUAGUGUAGUCUUUAUUUAGAAAGAAAUGGCAAAAUGGGCUAAAGUUUCUUGCUAUUUUAUUGGAAAGCUAAAUGGAUAAGUAUUUCCAUUUUUGUAAGUAUUUUUCUGUGCACUGUAAGUUAUAGGAAUAAGAUAUAUUUUUUGUACAUUGUCUUGAUUGUUUAUACUGCAGGUAGAUGUUUCAUGGAAAUGUAGUUGAAAUUUGCAGGUGGGACAGUGCAUGAGCUUCAUAUGGAAACAAAAACCAUUUUUGUAAAUUAUUUGGAAAGGAUUGGACUUCCCAGCAUUACAUUUUAAUACACACUCUUUAACUAUUUAAGGUAAAUUAUAAAAUUAAAAAAAGUAUCAGUAGAUUAGAUCCUAUUUUCUUUCCAGCCUUCUAUUUCAGAAUGGAAAAUUGGAGUAUAGUAUUAAACUGUUUUUUUCUCUUUAUGCCUUUAUGUUUUGAAGUGUGAUUAUAAUUAGGUUAACAUUAAAUUUAUUUAUAGUAAGGUUUUCCUAAGUAAGAGAACUUACUUUCAAUGUAAAUGAGCAUCAGGUAUGGGAUUACUGAUUUUAGUGCAAUAUCUAUGUGAUUAUCCACAAGUAUCAGUUAAGAUAUUUCUAUUUUGGACAGCAUAACUAUUUGAGCUCAUAUUUUUAUAAUUCUGAUUGAGAAUUUAGGAGCAUGGCAAUUUGUAGCAAAACUAAAUCUGAUCAUUUUAAGUAAAGCAACUAAAUUUGGCCUUUAGUUUAAAAGAAACCAAUAUCCUUAGGAACCUUAUUGGUACGAUAGAAAAUGUGAAAAGAGCUUUUCUUUUAAAAUGUGUGGUUGAUGACUUAAAUUUUAAGGACUCCCAUAAUGUGUGUCUCUGCUGUCCUAUUAAUUUUUAUGUGUCACUUAAAAAGUAUUUGAAAAUACUCCAUUUCUUUGUGUUUCAUUUUCUGUCUUAUGACACUUCUAUGAUAAAUGUGUUUUAAAAUAAAAACCAAA